AUGGCUGAGCCAAAGAAAUGGGUCAUGUUGGAGAACAACCCCGAGGUGAUGAACCAGCUAGCGUCCAAACUCGGCCUCUCACCCGACCUAGCCUUCCACGACGUCUGGUCGCUCGACGAUCCAUCCCUCCUCUCCCUCAUCCCCCGCCCCGCCCUGGCCCUCCUAGUCAUCAUGCCGAAGACGCCAGCCUGGGACGCCGACCGCCGCGCCCAGGCCGCAUCCAUGGAUGACUAUGCCGGCGCCGGCCCCGACGAGCCCGUCAUCUGGUUCAAGCAGACCAUCGGCAACGCCUGCGGCUCCAUCGGCCUCCUGCACUGCGCCAUCAAUGGGCCGGCCGCGUCGCACAUCGCGCCGGGCUCGGACCUGGACCGCAUCCGCCGCGCCGCGAUCCCGCUGCACCAGAAGGAACGCGCGCAGAUGCUGUACGAUGACGCGGGCUUUGAGGCGGCGCACAAGGCGUGUGAGCGCAUUGGCGAUACGGCGCCCACGAGUGAGGGCCACAAUGGGCAGCACUUUGUCGCGUUUGUCAAGGUCGACGGCAGGCUGUGGGAGCUGGAGGGUGAUAGGAAGGGGCCGAUGGAUCGGGGCGCGCUGGCCGAUGACGAGGAUGUUUUGAGCCCGCGGGCACUGGAGCUAGGGUUCAAGCGCGUCAUCAAGCUGGAGCAGGAUGCUGGUGGGGAGGACUUACGGUUUAGCUGUAUUGCGUUGGCCCGGAAGACGUGA
This is a messenger RNA of Anthostomella pinea, 723 nucleotides long. NCBI's taxonomy places the organism in Eukaryota, Fungi, Ascomycota, Sordariomycetes, Xylariales, Xylariaceae. The record is from the annotation of a GenBank genome assembly.